GGGUGACGUUUACAAGGGUUAUAAUACAUUAAAUUACAUAGAGAUAAGGAGAAGUGUGGAUGAGGGAGGUAUAUUUAUGGUUUUUUUUUUUUUUUUUCUUUCAGCAGUAGACAUUUAUUUUUCUCGGGCGUAUCUCCCUCUCUCUGUGUUAACUCCGUUGUACAAAGGAGGGACGGACCCCAUCUUACUCAUAGACUGUGCUGAGGGAGUGUCAGGGGAGUGGGUUACACUACUUGUAGAGUGGUCACUGACCUCCCAGUGGGACUGUAAGUCGCUCCGCUGGGCCCCUACCCGGGGAGGGUCACUGGCGUGGGGCCUGGCUCCUCUACGUGGAGACUCGACUGGCUACGAGCUGGUAAAUUCCUCGCUAGAGGAACAAGGCCUCCACGGCUAGUGGCCCACGGAGUGCCAGCGGAGCGUCUCACAUACGCCGUAGGGCAGACAGCUAC
[Candida] anglica is the source of this 449-nucleotide messenger RNA. Lineage: Eukaryota; Fungi; Ascomycota; Pichiomycetes; Serinales; Debaryomycetaceae. The record is from the annotation of a GenBank genome assembly.